Trichoderma atroviride IMI 206040 is the source of this 747-nucleotide messenger RNA. RefSeq lists its product as uncharacterized. The record is from RefSeq and is a predicted model, not a curated record. NCBI's taxonomy places the organism in Eukaryota, Fungi, Ascomycota, Sordariomycetes, Hypocreales, Hypocreaceae. Gene Ontology annotation, cellular component: cytoplasm. Gene Ontology annotation, molecular function: alcohol dehydrogenase (NAD+) activity.
AUGACGGCCGCAAACAAGACAGUUGUUUUAAUCACCGGCGCCAACAGAGGCAUUGGACUGGAGCUUGUCAAGAAAUUUCUUGCAAGGGACAAUACAGUAGUAGUUGCUGCUGUACGAAACCCCGAAAACGCCUCGUCUACUAGCUCUCUAUCAGGGCUUCCUCACGGAGCUGAGAGCUCGCUCCUCAUCAUCAAAAUCGACAGUUCCGACAGCUCCAGUGCUCUCUCUGGCAUCGCGAGUAUCUCGGAUCGCAUCAGCCAUCUCGAUAUCGUCAUUGCCAACGCUGGAGUCCUCACUCAUCAAGGCCCCAUUUCGGACAUGCCUCUAGACCAACUCACCUCUCAUAUUGCCAUCAAUACGGUGGCUCCAAUCGCGCUUUUGCAGGCCACCAAGCCUCUCCUACGGAAUUCUGCCAAUCCUAAAUUUGUCGUGGUUUCAUCCUCCAUGGGAAGCAUCACGGACAUCGUGACCCAAUUGUUCGGCGCUUACGGAGCCAGCAAGGCUGCCGUCAACUACCUUAUGCGCAUGGUCCAUCUGGAAGAAGAGUGGCUUACUUCCAUGGUUAUCUGCCCUGGGUGGACUCAAACUGACAUGGGCGAUGGUGCGGCAAAGAGUCGAAAUUAUGGCGAGAAAGCGCCAGUCCCAUUGGAGGUCUCCAUUAAGGGAGUUGUAGAAGAGAUUGAUGGUCUUACAAGAACUGAAAAGUCAAGAUUUGCUUCGUACGAUCACAUUGAUCGUCCGUGGUAG